Rotaria sp. Silwood1 is the source of this 459-nucleotide messenger RNA. Lineage: Eukaryota; Metazoa; Rotifera; Eurotatoria; Philodinida; Philodinidae. The record is from the annotation of a GenBank genome assembly.
AUGAAUAUAUCGGAAGUAUCAAAACAAUUACUUGAUGCAAAAAGAAAAAAAAAUUUAACAUUUGCAGAUAUUGGACAAAAAUUAGGACGUGAUGAAAUAUGGGUAGCUGCUUUAUUUUAUGGUCAGGCAAGUUUUCCUGAUGAAAAAGAAUGUCAAAAAUUACUUGAUAUACUUAAUGUUAAUUUAUCAUUCGAACAUAUUUAUGAAUUAACACAUCCACCAUUUAAAGGUUCAAUUCUUCCAUCAUUACCACCAACAGAUCCUUUACUCUAUCGAUUUCAUGAAAUUCUUCUUCAAUAUGGUGUACCAAUGAAAGAAAUUAUACAUGAAAAAUUUGGUGAUGGAAUUAUGUCAGCUGUAGAUUUUACAGUUAAAAUUGAUAAAGAUGAAACAAAUAAAGAUGCACCAAGAGUAAAUAUUAAUAUGUCUGGCAAAUUUUUACCAUAUAAAAGAUGGUGA